This is a messenger RNA of Myxocyprinus asiaticus (Chinese sucker), 2809 nucleotides long. RefSeq names its product 3-hydroxyisobutyryl-CoA hydrolase, mitochondrial. The transcript has 14 exons. Lineage: Eukaryota; Metazoa; Chordata; Actinopteri; Cypriniformes; Catostomidae. Bases 110 to 1258 code for a protein of 382 amino acids. The record is from RefSeq and is a predicted model, not a curated record. Gene Ontology annotation, biological process: L-valine catabolic process. Gene Ontology annotation, molecular function: 3-hydroxyisobutyryl-CoA hydrolase activity. Gene Ontology annotation, cellular component: mitochondrion.
GAUGGUGUCGUGCCAUUAUGCCGUCAUGAAGGUAGCCCAUUAAACAGUUGCAGAAGCGUCUUUCCUGCGUGUGUACCGUGAUCCAGAAAAUCAACUGAACUGUUUAGCCAUGUCCUUAAUAAUCUUAACAUCUGCACACAGACUACGAUCAAUCUGUAGAUUGCAGAGAAUACAAGGACACAUGAUGUCAAGUCAAACUGGGUCGGAAGUUCUGUUUGAGAAAGUGGGGCAUGCUGGUGUCAUCACACUAAACAGGCCCAAAGCUCUCAAUGCUCUCAAUCUCACAAUGAUCAGACACAUUUACCCUCAGCUUAAGAAGUGGGACAACGACUCAGAAACAGAUAUAGUGAUCAUUAAAGGAGCUGGGGGGAAGGCAUUCUGUGCUGGUGGGGAUAUCAGAGCUGUCACAGAGGCUGGAAAAUCUGGAGAUUCUCUUGCUCAAGACUUCUUCUUUGAAGAGUACAUUUUGAACAACACUAUUGGUACAUGUCAGAAACCAUAUGUGGCCCUAAUUGAUGGAAUUACAAUGGGAGGAGGCGUCGGUCUUUCAGUCCAUGGGCGGUUUCGUGUGGCCACUGAGAAGACACUGUUUGCCAUGCCAGAGACGGGCAUUGGUUUGUUCCCAGAUGUUGGGGGUGGCUACUUCCUGCCUAGACUCCAAGGCAAGCUGGGCCUUUUUCUCGCCCUGACAGGGUUCCGUCUUAAAGGAAGAGAUGUGCAGAGAGUCGGUGUGGCUACUCACUUUGUGCAAUCUGAGAAGAUUGCAUCUCUUGAGAAGGAUCUUGUUGACUUGAAGUCUCCUUCUAUCAGUGAUGUGGCCCAGCUGCUGGAUUCUUAUCAGGAACAGUGCAGUCAGGAUGCAGAGAAACCAUUUGUCCUGCAGCAGCACAUAGAGACCAUCGACAGGCUGUUUUCUGCUGCCAGUGUGGAGGAGAUCCUGGAGAACCUUAAGAAGGAUGGCUCUGCUUUUGCACAGAAACAGGCUGAGAUUCUGGCCAAAAUGUCCCCCACUUCACUAAAGUUAACUUUCAGACAGAUUCAAGAAGGAGCAAGAAUGAGUCUGCAAGAGGUGCUGGUGAUGGAGUAUAGACUCAGUCAGGCCUGCAUGAGAGGCCAUGAUUUUUAUGAGGGAGUUAGAGCUGUGCUAAUUGAUAAAGACCAGAGUCCAAAGUGGAAACCUUCCACCCUCUCUGAAGUCUCAGAGAAAACUGUAGAGGAAUGCUUUAGCUCCCUUGGUGAAAGAGACCUCAAACUUUAGAAACCUAAUUUACUUUUGCAAGCUUUUGAAAUUCAUUACAGAAGUCUGCGUUAUUAUUUCUGUCAGCAUAGCUGAGAAAUGAAAACUAUUCUGCUGCUUACAGCUAAAGCAGAUGUUCUUCUGAGACUUCUGCAAAUAUCUGCUGAUCCUUGUGUAGAAAUGAACAAUGCUGGUUUCUUGAAGGAUUUCAGAGGGUUUCUAUUCAUCAUUUGAAUGGGAAAUGGCAUUUAAAGUAAGCAAAAUUCAUCAUUCACCCAAAAAUAAAAUAUUUGCCAUUUACUUACCUUUAUGUCAUUCCAAAGCCGUAUGCUGUUGUUUUUUACUAGAAACACUAGAAUAAAUUAGAAAAUAUUUUAUUCACACAGCCCUUUUCCAUACAACACAGUUAAUAGUGACAGCAGCUGUCAAGUUCAAAAAGUACCAUAAAAGUAGUCAGUAUGACUUGUGCACUAUAUUCCGAGUUUUCUGGAGCCAUACGAUAUCUUUGUGUGAGAAACAGACCGAAAUUUCAGCUAUUCACUGAAACUCUUCCCCUUCGCUGCAGAUCUCAAAUUUCAUUUUCCAUUUCACAUAAUUGCAGCAUUACUUCGAUUGCAUCACGAGAGUAUCAGUAGUGUUUUAGUGUCAAUAACGUCAAACCUGACGCAGCACAUCAACUUGCCAAUUUUAUUUAAAUGUGAACGCAGAGGACAAGAUUAUCAGUGAAUAAAGAUUCAUUUUCUUUCUAAGCUGUCAUAUAUAUUCAGAAGACUUGGAAUAUAGUGCAUAUUGAAUACUUUUAUUUGGAGUUUACAGUAGUUUUGCUCUUUAUGUAGCUUGACAGCCGUGGUCACUAUAAACUGUCAUUGUGUGGAAAAGAGCUGUGUAAAGAUUCUUCAGAAUUUCUCCUUUUGGGUUCCAUAGGAGGAGGAAAAAACAGCAGAUGGGUUUCAAAUGACAUGAGGGUCAGUAAAUAAUAACAGAAUUUGCAUUUAUGGGUAAACUAUUAUUCUAAGACAUUGUGAUAUAUAGCACUCAUAUAGUGCUGGGAAUCAUAUUGUGCCUAAUUGCUUUUUCCUCCAUACUGUGGAAUAAUUUGUUUUAAUCCUGUGGAAAGACAAUGGCAGACACUCAUUUUUGCACAUGCUGCAUCCCAAUCCCUGAUUAACCUUGACAACUUUAACAUGUACACGCUGGCCACGAUUCAGUUCAACGGGAUUAAAGUAUUGCCAUGUAGUGCAUGUAGUAUGACUGCCAUAUUUAACAGUGUUUACUACACUGUAUUAAAACAAGCAGUUCCACUGGCCUAGAUUAUUGAGGUGUCAAAAUAUAUCUGAAUAAUUUGAAAACCAUGAUGCCUGGAAGAAUUCAAAUAAUUUGGUUCUCCUCUGCUUUGCUCAUAUAAAUAUGUGGGUGUUCUUGAAAAGCUGUGUGACCCAUAUUUGUGAAGAAAAAAAAGGUGUUUUGUAUCUGUGUUUUUAGUUUUGAUAGUAGUUAUGAAAUAUAUAGAAUUUUAACUUACCCACAGUGCUUCACAAUAAAAGUUAUCAUUAAUAAAUCAUGAUGAAAUUA